Molecule: messenger RNA, 1110 nt
Organism: Botrytis fragariae
Lineage: Eukaryota; Fungi; Ascomycota; Leotiomycetes; Helotiales; Sclerotiniaceae
Product: putative alcohol dehydrogenase protein
Exons: 5
Coding region: 1-1110 (369 amino acids)
Molecular function (GO): oxidoreductase activity
Source: RefSeq, a predicted model, not a curated record
AUGGCAUUCGAAGGAGUUCCCGAUAAGAUGCUUGCAGCACAAGUCGUUGAAUUCAAUAAACCCUACAAGAUCCACCACAUCCCCACUCCACGCGGUCCCCUCCACGAACACGAUAUACUAGUACGUGUGGCCGCGGCAUCUCUCUGUCACACAGAUGGUAUGGUACUGGAAGGCGUACUGGGCACGCCCCUCCCGUGUACCGCCUCGCAUGAAGGAGCCGGCACCAUUGUCGCUAUAGGCUCUAGCGUGUCAGGCUUCAAGCCAGGAGAUCGCAUCCUAUGUAGCUUGACUUAUCAUCGUUGUGGCGUCUGUUCAGAUUGUACCGGGCCCGAGCAUGUACAGCAGUAUUGUGAUCAUAGCGGAGGGUAUCUGGGCGUUCGCAGAGAUGGGUCAUUUGCCGAGUAUGAGGUUGUUGAUGGAAGGGAGUGCAAUUUGUUACCGGAUAAUUUGAGUUUUGAAUCCGCGGCUCCAUUGGCUUGUGCUGGAAUCACUAUUUGGAGCGGUCUCGCGAAAGCGGGCUUGAAAUCGGGAGAAUGGAUAGCAAUAGUAGGAGCGGGUGGAGGUCUAGGUCAUUUGGGGGUGCAGUUUGCUAAAGCGCUAGGUCUUAAAGUCAUUGCUAUUGAUGCUAGAGAUGAAGCGUUACAACUUGCUAAAGACUGUGGCGCUGAUGUGUUGGUAGAUGCACGUCAAGAUAAAAACAAAGUUAUAGAAGAUGUCGAGAGGGUCACGGGCGGCCAUCGUGCAAACUCGACUAUCAACGUUAGUGAUCAUGAAAGCGCUGCAGCAACAGCGAUCGCCGUUACAAAGAGGCACGGAACGAUGAUUCAGAUUGCUCAGCCCGAGAAAAUUAGCGUCCCAUUUGAAGAUUUGCUUUUUCGGGAUAUCAGAAUCCAUGGAAGUCUUGUUGGAUCCCAAGGCGAAGCACAAAAAAUGCUAGAAUUAGUAUCAAAGCACAACAUUAAAAUUCAAACAAACCCAUUUAAAGGCUUGGGAGAGAUUCCCAAGGCAAUGGAGCUCGCUCACUCAGGCAGAAUGAAAGGGAAACCUGUCAUCAUAGUGGAUGACGAGGCCAUUGAAAAAGAGAAAAAGUCGGGACUACAAAUGAUAUGA